Messenger RNA from Lucilia cuprina (Australian sheep blowfly), 3195 nucleotides. RefSeq names its product choline transporter-like 1 (gene Ctl1). Gene Ontology annotation, molecular function: transmembrane transporter activity. Gene Ontology annotation, cellular component: membrane. Lineage: Eukaryota; Metazoa; Arthropoda; Insecta; Diptera; Calliphoridae. Gene Ontology annotation, biological process: transmembrane transport. Bases 211 to 2274 code for a protein of 687 amino acids. The transcript is spliced from 9 exons. The record is from RefSeq and is a predicted model, not a curated record.
UUGUUGUUUAUUUGUCUAUAAAGUAACAAUAGAUGAAGUAAUUCGUAGUAAGUGGCGGUGUUAUGUGGUCGAAUUAAUUCAUAAAAAUCAUUAUAGAAAGUUAAAAGAAGUGUAAAGUGUGUGUGUAUGUGGUGUGAUUAAUAAUAAAACAAAAGUGAAAACAUUAAAAAUAAAACACAAAUUGGUCACAACAUUUUUUAACGCAAAAAGAUGGGAUGCAAUGCAAGUUCUGAAGAGGAACCGCAACAACAAAAUCGGCCAAAAUAUCGAACAUGUACAGAUACAUUUUGGUUGGCUAUAUUUAUAUUAUUUUGGCUUUUUUUGAUUGUUAUUGCAAUUUUUUCAUUUGUCUAUGGAAAUCCUUUGCGUGUCAUUAAUGGCUAUGAUUCGUUUGGUAAUACAUGUGGUGUUAAAAAGAAUGAACGUUAUCCAAAUUAUCCACUGUCCGGUUUGAAUACAAUCGAUAAACCCCACCUUUUGUAUUUUGAUGUACGAAAAUUAAAAGAAUCAGUUAAAGUAUGUGUGAAGGAGUGUCCAACAACGACUUUAAUGAAACGUGAAGAAGUAUAUGAUUAUUAUUUAAAAACACAAAAUAAUAUCUGUCGUUAUGAUUUUAAUAUGUCAAUAAUAGCCAAUGAUAAACAGGGCGAUUUAUCCAAGUUGUUUAACUAUUUGGGACCUUGUCCGGAUUUUCCUAUAUAUGAAAGUACACCUGUUCUGCAUCGUUGUGUCCCGAAGAGUAAAAAUGCUCCUAUAAAGGAUAUGUAUAAAAUGUUAAACUCUUGGGAUGCUGCUCAACAAUUUUUGGGUGAUAUAUAUUCAACAUGGCAUUUUAUAGCAAUUAUAUGUGGCAUAUCAUUUUUGAUUUCAAUUGCCCUGGUGACUCUAAUGCACUGGCUUUCACGCAUUGUGUCAUGGCUUAUUUGUGUAUUAGUUAUUAUUGCCAGUAUUGGUUUAUGUGGAGCUUUGUGGUAUGCAUAUUAUAGCAUAAAACAUGACCAAAAGAUCAACACUCAAUUCUCAUAUCUGGAGGAGUUUGUUCGUAAUGAACAAGCCGUAUUUACUUUAGCAAUUUUAGCUACAAUAACUAUGAUAAUAUUAAUAGUAAUUAUUUAUUAUUUGAAAAAUAAACUUUCGGGUCUAUCGGCAUUAUUUGAAGAAUCUGGCAAAUGUAUGAUGAACUUACCAGGCCUUAUAAUAGCCCCUCUUUUAGCAUUUAUAGUAUUAGCGUUAUUCUUAGCGUUUUGGGUAUUAGUUGUUAUUUGUAUAGCAACGGCUAGUGCUCCCGGUGAUAAGAAUCCCUUUGCUCCUUUGGAUAAUACUGCUGCACAUGCCACAACUACUGAUGUUACAUUAACAAAUACCGGUACUAAAAGCUUCCAACCCAUAGAAUACACCGAGGCUAGAACACUUAAAAGUAUGUUCUGGAUUUAUGUUAUUGGUCUCAUUUGGACAACUGAAUUUAUAUUCGCCUGUCAGCAAUUCGCUUUAGCAGCUGCUGUUGCUUUCUGGUAUUUUAAUAAACCCACCGAUACACCAACGGUAUAUGCUAUUGGGAAAUUGGUGAAGUAUCAUUUGGGUACUGUAGCAAAAGGUUCAUUUGUAAUAACAAUAUUCAAAAUUCCACGUUUAAUUUUGACCUAUUUAUAUGCCAAAUUGAAGAAAGGUGAAGACAAAGGUUCUGAAUGUGCUGCUUGCUGUUUGAAAUGUUGUAUAUGUGGUUUUUGGUUAUUAGAGAAAUUCAUACGUUUUCUAAAUCAUAAUGCGUAUACUGUUGUGGCCAUAGAAUCAAUAAACUUUUGUCCAGCAGCUGGUAUUGCAUGGAAUGCAAUGGCAACAAAUGCCUUACAAGUUGCCACCAUCAACAGUGUCGGUGAUUUUAUUUUAUUCUUGGGUAAAAUUGUAGUUGCUGCUAUUGCCGGUCUUAUUGGUAUCUUUGUGUUAAAGGAUAAGCCUGGACUUAACUUUUACAUGGCACCCGUAAUUCUAAUAAUUGUAUUUUCUUUCUUUAUUGCUCAUAUCGUCCUUUCACUAUUUGAGAUGGUUGUAGAUACGCUAUUUUUAUGUGUAUGUGAAGAUAAAACUAUAAAUGGUCGUGGCGGUCGUUGGGCCCAAAGUAAUCUGGCGAAAUUGGUAGGCGAAGAACCCUUACAGCCUGGCGAAGAACCACCCAUACAAGUAGUCGAAAUGAUGCCUAUUAAUAAGCAACCAUUUAGUAUGACUAACAAACCAAUGGUAGUGCCUGAUGGUAUUGUGGAACCGAAUGAUUAUUAAAAAAAAGACAUUAAAGUGAAAUGUUUAUUUUACGCACACUCACACACUAUUUAUACAAAAAACAUAGUUAAUUAAGCUUUAAUUUAUUAAUACAUAUUAAUAUAUUUUUUUAUUGUGUUGUAAUAUGUACAUACACUUUGGUACAUACAUAUAUACAAACUGCUAUGUAUACAAAUAUUUGUUAUUUUAAACAUUUAAUCCUUCAAAAAGAAGACAAAAGUAAUGAAAUUAAGAAUGAAUGUAUAAAAUUAUGCAAAAAAAUUUGGUUGUAUGUAUUGAAAACCAUUGACAUAUGUAACGAAUGGUAUAUUUUCUUAUUAAUUUAUUUAUUUAACGCAGUUGGAAAUGUUUAUAAGCUUAAAAUUUGUUUUUAAAUUUAACUAUUAACGAAAUAUAAAAUCAUGAAAAAGCCUUUACAUAUAUAAUAUCUAAAACAUAAAUCAAAUUCCAUAUUUAAAAUAAAAUUGUUUGUUUAAAACUAUAACUUAUAAAUUGCUAAUAUUUAAAAGUGUAAUAAUAUAUUUCUAGUGUUUAACUAGUACGAACAGACCUCCAAUUUUUAAUCAAGAAAACCACAUCUAAAAAUAAAAUAUAUUUCCAUUUUAAUGAUAUCAUGGUAGAAAAAUGAUAAUUUCCCUAUUAAAUCAAUCUGGUUAUGGUUGUAUUAUGGAAGAGCGAAAAGUUCAUAUGAAUCGCUUGCAAUUUAGCAGAGAAAUGUCAGUACAGUCUGAACAGUGUGACGGUUUAAAUUCAAUAGCAAAUUUUUACAAUAUUUGAACAAUAAGUACAAAUUUAUGUGCGAUACUCUCUAUAUAAAUCAUUGUACACAAUCUUGAAUAAAAACAUAAUUGAUAUGUAAUAUGAAUUUUUACAAACUUAUAUAUUUUAUUAAAAAUAAAGAUUUAAAAAUAUUAAAAACUA